Messenger RNA from Pleuronectes platessa (European plaice), 2654 nucleotides. RefSeq lists its product as uncharacterized. The record is from RefSeq and is a predicted model, not a curated record. The coding region runs from base 521 to 2095 and encodes 524 amino acids. Lineage: Eukaryota; Metazoa; Chordata; Actinopteri; Pleuronectiformes; Pleuronectidae. The transcript has 11 exons.
GACAAAGCCCACGCGGUAGUGUAGCUCGCUCCCGCGAGCAACGAGCGUCAAGACAUUAAACGUUUGGGACACGUGUGGAAGGCUGCGCGCAGAGGAGACCACCUCUGAGGGGAGGGGGAGAGAAGCAGGGCAAGAGCCCCGAGGAAGAGAGGGAGAUGCCCGGCCAAGGCUCCGUCCACACAGCACGGACAGUUCAGAAACUAUUCGGAAUGAGUUAAAAGAAGUUUAUGUUUUAUUUUUAAUUUCACUAGGCUAGAAACAUUUUACGUCGUUCUGUUCUACUACCUAAUGGACUUAAAAUGAACUAUUUUGUCUUUUUCAUAGACUAUUAAAUUUUGCUGUCUGAGUGCACCAGAAGGAUCCAUUUGACUUAAGAUCCCCAACUAUAUUCUCUCAAAAUUAUGUGAGAAACCAAUUUAGUUAACUGAUAGCAUUAUGGAUUUGUUAAUCUCAAUUUAAUUAUAUUAUCUUUGUCUUGUUGUUCACAGUAAUUGCAAUCAAAGUGGACCAAUAGCUGGAUAUGUUGCUGCGUGUAUUGUUUGAUGGGGAGCAGAAGUAUGUUAGGCUGUCUGACCUAACAUUCGACGCUUUCAUGAAAGAAGUGUGCCUAAAAUUUAACAUACCAGAAGGCAGGCAACCAGACUUGAAGGUGUUUGACCAAUCCGACACAGAAGUUGAUGGAGAAGUCUUUGAAGAAAUAGUGAAGGAGUCACCUGGAACCUUCAAAGUCAUGUUGAGCAAAGAAGAACUAGAUGCCUCUCUAUCAUCAACAUCAUCAUCAUGCUCAGCAGCAUCUGACGAUACUAUCAUUCUGAACUUCACAAUGUGUGACCCCCCUGAAGAAGCCGCUGCUGUCGAAGGAAGUCAGCCUAAAAAGCCAUGCCACAUUCAUUUUGAGGCGAAAGCGUUGAUUGAAAAAAUCCUUACAACAAAGCCUGGUGGUGAAAAAAUCAUGCAGGAGUAUGCAAAAACAAAAUCACUGAAAGAUGCCACCAGAAGACAGAUGAUUAACAUUCUCACUGCUGAGAUGACACAAACACAUGGGACAUCCCCCCCCAAAAGUGUCAGAGUGUUGUAUGCGCAGGGGAUAGUUGCUCUAUUUCCAUAUCUGGAGGACCCAUAUUCACAGCAUGGAUAUGAACAUUACUACGACCCAGAGAGUGGGUCCGGAUACCUUGCAUGGCGGUUGAAAACCAUCCAACGAAAAAGUGCAGAGGAAAGAGGUGUGUCUGUGAGCAAAUCUCCAAAAAUUGGUGGGCCAAGCCGUGUUCAACCCAGACCCUUCACUGCUGACAAAGUGUUAUCUGAUGAGGAUGUGGAAGCAGCUAUUGCCGUUUUGAAACACUCUGCUGAUGAAGACACCAUCCGUGAGAAGAUGAAAGCUACCUUCAUUUAUCGUCAGUCAAUAGUCAAUAAUGAGAAGAGAGCAGGGGAUGUGUUCUCAGUCUUCCCGAGAUUUCUAGACACACCUGGACUGAUAGAACAAGAUUUCAGACUGCUGUUUGGGGAGGCCACAGCCAACAAAUUCCUGGAAAAGUGGGCCACUAAUCUGAAAACAAAAGUGAUAACAGAAAGCCAUGGACUGGUACCGACCACAGGGCUCUUGGAUUUAACGCGCAAUGCUGAGUCAACUGCGGAAAUUGAGAAUGGCUGGGACAGUGACAUGUCUGCUAUCUUGCUGCUCCUCCAUCUCCUACCACCAUCUGCACAGGGAAGGAAGAGGCCGGGAAAGGUGUCGGCAUGUCAGGCUGUGGAACACCUCAUCAGAUUCAUAAAAGCUGGAACCAGUGUACAGCAGCACCUGGAUAACAUCAGCCAAAGCAGCCAGCCCUACCUCCUCGCUCAGGGGCCCGCAAGAAGCAGCAUUUACACCUUCUUUAUUGUGAUUGACAAGUAUGCGCUUCCAUGUAAGGCAACAGGUUCAGUGGGAGCCCUAGAUGAACUCUUUAAGGCCCAUUACGUCUUUGGUACCUCUUACAGCUCUUCCUUGGCCAACUUUUUCACUUCUCUCCAAACAACCAUUUACAACAUUGAUGUUGGGGAAACAAAGGAAACUCCCAGAGUUGUAGAGCUGCGAGCAAGAAUGGUGCGUUAGUGUCAAAUAAUGAAGAAACAGCUCCAGUCAUUCAAAAAUAUCACCAAAACGCUGGCAAAAAAACACCAGCAUCAUAUGGCAUAUCUUUGGCGAUCUUACACAACUUUUAGUCGGUUAGACAUUGGUCCUGGGAAAAUGGUGUCUUUGGAAAUGGUAAAAAGGAGGUUCUGAAAUUGUCAAGGCAGUGCAAGUGCCUUCCAGUGUUCAAGUUAUGAGAGUGAAUUGGGCUAAACACAAUGGUUUUGUUUACCGCCCACAUCUGGUUAUUUGUGGCAAAGUUGAAUCUGAAAUGCCUGUCUUUUACCAGAUUGAGUCAGUGCUGAUAAUGCAUGAAAAAUUGUUGCUGCUCACUUUGCCUAUCUUUACAGUCACUUUUAAAGAACAUAACCAUGCAUAUGAGGUGACCAGGACAAAAAGCAAUUUUGUAGUCUUUCAUGCUGACAGCCUGCUUUAUCCAAGGCCUUUUGACACACAAAUGUCAUAUGGAGGGAAUGACACAGCUCUCUUUGUUGUUCCAUAUUGCUUUAUCUGUUGAGCAAUAAAGCAUACUGUACUGUCA